Molecule: messenger RNA, 1341 nt
Organism: Rotaria socialis
Lineage: Eukaryota; Metazoa; Rotifera; Eurotatoria; Philodinida; Philodinidae
Source: the annotation of a GenBank genome assembly
AUGUCGACGUAUACAAUGCUUCAUGUAACUAUUCAACGUGAUUCGAAUAGUGUGCCAUGGGGAUUUCGAAUGGCGGGUGGAAGAGAUCAUGGUGGCCCAUUACAAAUUCAAACCGUUAAUCCAAAUAGUUUAAGUGAACGAUGUGGAAUGCGAACGAAUGAUUAUAUUCUUAGAAUUGGUCAAAUAUCAGCUGAAUUUCUUCAACAUCAAGAAGCUCACGAACUCAUUAAACGGCAAAGUAAUGUAUUGGACUUAAUUUUACAAAGAGGUGCUGUUCCAACUACUGCUGACUAUAAUAGUCGUGCAAAUUUUCCGACUCAUCAACCAGCGCAGCAUAGACCACCAGCACAUGUUGUACCUCAACCUCAAUAUCAACCGCCGCCUCAACAUCAUAGCUCGCAGAUUCCUAUGCCGAUAUCACACAAUCAGGUUGUAAUAAGUGCAAGUACUAAUACACCAAUCGGUCUCUAUUCUGCUGAAAAUGUAACAGAUACCAUAGAACGUACACUUAAAAGUAUUGAUAUAGCUUCUGAUCAUCAUACAGAACAAUCGAAAAGUGCCAAUACGUAUCAACCAGCAUCAUCUCAUUCUAUGCCAAAACCAAUACCUCAUAACGAAUCACAUCAACAGCCAAAUUCGGUACCUCAUGUUUCGCCUGCAAAGCCAAUUAUAACGGACAAUGUAUCAAUAAAUAAAAGCUCACAAGAUGCAGCUGCAAUAGGCCGUCGUAUAUUCAAGAAAGGUAUCAAAGGUAGUGCUUCAUUGAAUCCAAAUGAUAAUAUAAAUCAAGUUGCUAUAUGUUUUGCAUGUGCAAUUCGUAUACGAGGUCCAUUUAUUUCGGCUAUGGAUCGUUGCUAUUGUGUCGAUCAUUUUACUUGUUCACAUUGCUCAAUAAAUCUAAUGGAAUGUGGUUUUGUUGAAGAAAAUGGAAAAUUAUUUUGUGAACUUGAUUUUGAGCAAUAUUUUGCACCUUUCUGUGCUAAAUGUGGUCAUAAAAUAUUGAAAGAAUGCAUUCAUGCACUCGAAAAAACAUGGCACCCUGAGUGUUUUGUAUGUACAGCAUGCCGACGAGAAAUCGGUAAUGGAUCAUUUCAUGUUGAAGAAGGCCAGCCAUAUUGUAUUAGCGACUACCAACGAAUGUUUCAAACCAAAUGUAGUGGAUGCGAAUUUCCUAUUGAACCAGGCGACAAAUAUCUUGAAGCGAUGGGUGGUACAUAUCAUGCAGAAUGUUUCACUUGCUCUUUAUGCCAGGUGAGCUUAGAUGGUCAAGCAUUUGUGGCAAAAAAUAAUAAACCUUAUUGUCGUCAACAUGGUCGCCCAACGUUUGCUCGCUUUAAUUAG